This is a messenger RNA of Sarcophilus harrisii (Tasmanian devil), 7616 nucleotides long. RefSeq names its product SECIS binding protein 2 like (gene SECISBP2L). Gene Ontology annotation, cellular component: ribonucleoprotein complex. Bases 276 to 3602 code for a protein of 1108 amino acids. Gene Ontology annotation, biological process: selenocysteine incorporation. Gene Ontology annotation, molecular function: selenocysteine insertion sequence binding; ribonucleoprotein complex binding; mRNA 3'-UTR binding. The transcript is spliced from 18 exons. NCBI's taxonomy places the organism in Eukaryota, Metazoa, Chordata, Mammalia, Dasyuromorphia, Dasyuridae. The record is from RefSeq and is a predicted model, not a curated record.
UUCCCUCUGCUGCUUCUUUCCCUCCGCCUCCUUACACGGUUUUCCCCUCCCCCCAGCCCCCCCAUCUCCUCCUCCCCCUCCUCCUCCAUCGUCUCGGAGAGCUCCGGGAGCUGCCGCCACGGUCAGUGGCGUAGCCGGACUCUGUGUCUGAGGUAGAUCUCGAGGAGCGGGCGGGCCUGGAUCACGGUCACGUCCCGGGUGGGGGCCAUGGGGGAAGCGGCCCUGGUCGUUCUCGACGCUGACUGAGAGCGGCUCCCGCUCCCGUAGGAGGCGCCAUGGACCGAGCCGCCGCCGCCGCCGCCGCUGCCGCCGCCGCCGCCGGGGACCAGAAUGUCAAGCUGUCUGCCGAAGUAGAGCCAUUUGUUCCUCAGAAAAAGACUCCUGACACACUUAUGAUCCCAAUGGCACUUCCAGCUGAUAGUGGAAGUGUGAGUGGAGUGGAACCAACUCCAAUUCCCAGCUACCUGAUAACUUGUUAUCCCUUUGUGCAGGAAAACCAGUCUAAUAGGCAGUUUCCGUUAUAUAACAGUGACUUACGAUGGCAGCAACCAAAUCCAAAUCCUCCAGGGCCAUACCUUGCUUAUCCCAUUAUAUCUGCUCAGCCACCUGUUUCUACUGAAUAUACAUAUUACCAGUUGAUGCCAGCUCCAUGUGCCCAAGUUAUGGGAUUUUAUCAUCCUUUUCCUACACCUUACUCCAGCACCUUUCCAACAGCAAAUACUUUAAAUACUAUUCCUACAGAAUGCACUGACCGUCCAAAUCAGCUUGGACAAGUCUUUCCACUGUCCAGCCACAGAAGUAGAAGUAGUAACAGAGGUCCCAUUGUGCAGAAACAGCAGCAGCUUUUACAGCAACAUGUAAAAAGUAAAAGGCCACCAGUAAAAAACGUAGCUACUCAAAAAGAAACCAGUGCUGCAGGACCUGAUAAUCGGUCAAAAAUUGUGCUUCUAGUGGAUGCUUCCCAGCAAACAGAUUUUCCAUCAGAUAUUGCUAAUAAGUCUCUUUCAGAGAGUACUUCUACAAUGCUUUGGAAAUCAAAAGGAAGAAGGAGGAGAUCAUCCCAUCCUACAGCAGAAUCUUCUAGUGAGCAAGGGGCUAGUGAAGCUGACAUUGAUAGUGAUAGUGGUUACUGUAGUCCCAAACACAGCAACAAUCAAGCUACAAUGAUGACUUCCAGAAACACUGAUUGUGGUACAAUUAAUCUUGUGGAACCAUCAAUAUGUUCAGGUGGGACAAGUUGGUCCAAUGUGACUUCUCAGGCAACUCAGAAAAAACCUUGGAUGGAAAAAAGUCAGCCGUUUUCUAGAGGUGGAAGGCAAACUGAGCAAAGGAAUAAUUCACAGGUUGGGUUCAGAUGUCGUGGACAUAGCACAUCCUCAGAAAGAAGACAAAGUUUGCAAAAGAGACAAGACAAUAAACCAUUAAGCAGUCAAUCUCACAGAGUAGAACCAAGUCCCGACCCAUUAUACUUUGAGGAUGAAGAUGAAUUUACAGAACUGAAUGAUACUGGAAGUGCUAAAGAUGAAAACAUUCAACAAAAAAUUUCUGCAAAAGUGUUGGAUGACUUACCUGAAAAUUCACCAAUUAACAUAGUUCAGACUCCAAUUCCAAUUACAACUUCGGUACCUAAACGUGCAAAAAGUCAAAAGAAAAAGGCUUUAGCAGCAGCACUUGCCACAGCUCAGGAGUAUUCAGAAAUCAGUAUGGAACAAAAAAAAAUACAGGAAGCUUUAUCAAAAGCAGCUGGCAAAAAGAGUAAGACUCCUGUACAGCUUGAUUUAGGGGAUAUGUUAGCUGCUCUGGAAAAGCAACAGCAAGCAAUGAAAGCUCGGCAAAUCACUAAUACCAGACCAUUAUCAUACACAGUAGUCAGUGCUGUUCCUUUACAGUCUAAAGAUUCUGCCAACAGAAAGUCUUUAACCAAAAGUCAACCCUGUUUGGCCCCUCUUAACCCUUUGGACUCUACUUCUCCCAAAAUAAAGAGAGGAAAAGAGAAAGAAAUUGCAAAGCUUAAACGACCCACAGCACUUAAAAAGGUUAUUCUCAAAGAGAGAGAGGAAAAGAAAGGGCGUUUUACUGUAGACCAUAGUCUUCCGGGAUCUGAGGAGCCAAUAGAGAUGCCCUUAGAUUUUAUUGAGGAUUUACCACAGGAAACUGCCUCCCAGGAAGAAACCGGACUAAGUAUGCCUAGUGAUACUUCACUCUCUCCAGCAAGUCAGAAUUCUCCAUAUUGCAUGACACCUGUAUCACAGGGCUCUCCUGCCAGCUCAGGGAUAGGCAGUCCAAUGGCGUCUUCAGCAAUUACCAAAAUCCACAGCAAAAGAUUUAGAGAGUACUGUAAUCAGGUUCUCUGUAAAGAAAUUGAUGAAUGUGUGACUCUGCUUCUUCAAGAGCUCGUUAGUUUUCAAGAGCGUAUUUACCAAAAAGAUCCUGUAAGAGCAAAAGCAAGGAGACGUCUAGUUAUGGGCCUUCGAGAGGUUACCAAGCAUAUGAAAUUAAACAAGAUCAAGUGUGUUAUUAUUUCUCCCAAUUGUGAAAAAAUACAGUCAAAAGGUGGCUUAGAUGAGGCACUUUAUAAUGUUAUAGCUAUGGCACGGGAACAAGAAAUCCCUUUCGUCUUUGCACUUGGACGGAAAGCUCUGGGCCGCUGUGUAAACAAACUGGUGCCUGUCAGUGUUGUUGGAAUAUUCAACUACUGUGGUGCUGAGAGCCUAUUUAAUAAGUUGGUAGAACUGACUGAGGAAGCCAGGAAAGCUUAUAAGGACAUGGUGGCAGCAAUGGAACAAGAACAGGCUGAGGAAGCCUUGAAGAAUGUUAAGAAGGUACCCCAUCACAUGGGCCAUUCCCGGAAUCCUUCUGCAGCAAGUGCAAUUUCUUUUUGCAGUGUUAUUUCUGAACCCAUCUCCGAAGUAAAUGAAAAGGAAUAUGAAACAAAUUGGAGAAACAUGGUAGAAACCUCAGAUGGACUAGAAACAUCCGAAAAUGAGAGAGAUGCUUCAUAUAAUAAGACCAUUGCACCUGAAACAUCCAAUAAAAUCCCAAACGACAAGGUUCUUGUUAAUAAACAACUACCCUCAGUGACUACUGGUGCCACUGCCUCAACUACAAACCCUGGGAAAUGUGCAGUGAGUGACAAAGAGGAGGUGAAACCAGAUGACUUAGAAUGGGCGUCACAGCAGAGUACAGAGACAGGGUCUUUGGAUGGGAGCUGCCGAGAUAUUUUGAAUUCUUCUAUUACUAGUACCACAAGUACUCUUGUACCAGGAAUGCUUGAGGAAGAAGAGGAUGAAGAUGAUGAUGAUGAUGAAGAUUACCCCCAUGAACCCAUAUCUGUAGAAGUGCAACUCAACAGUAGAAUUGAAUCAUGGGUCUCAGAAACCCAAAGAACUAUGGAAACUCUUCAACUUGGGAAGACCCUUAAUGGAGCAGAGGAAGACAAUACUGAACAAAGUGGAGAAGAGGAAAUAGAGGUUCCAGAGCAAACAGAUCCAGUAACUGACAUUGAGGAAUGGACAACUGAUAAACAAGCAAGCAAUGUCCAAGAGAAACCUAACAGCUGCAAUUCUCUUAAUAAAGAACAUUCUGAUUCUACUACAACAUAAAAAUUCAUAACUCAGGAAAUUAAAAAAUAUAUAUGUGUGUGUGCAUAUAUACACACAUAUAUAUGUAUUUAUGUGUGUGUAUAUAUAUAUUUAUAUAUAUAUAUAUAUAUAUUAUAUAUAAAAUUAACUGUAAGGGUUGCAGCCAUUACCUUUUAUGCUUCAUCUCAACAUUUUGCACUGUUAAAUGUUUAAUAAGUGUAUUUAAUUCCCAACAGAAAUAUUUUUGUAGUUGUCUUUGUUAAUUGUUUCUUUAUGAUCUGUAGCUUAGCUUUAAAUAACAUCAAAAUGUAUUUCUAUGAGCUAUCUAUGAAAAUUUUGACAGAUAAGUUCUAGCUUUUUCUGUGAUAGAAACUAAUGUUAAAAAGACCAGUUUUAAGAGAAAUAAUUUUAAAAUGCCUACUUAGACUCAUAUUUUGAAAAUAGAAGAUACAAGUUUUAAGAUCAACAACAAUUUACUGGCAUUUUCAUCCUGAGUAUCCCACUGUAAUUUUAAUUUCUCUGCCCAUGUUUUUCUAAUGAAAACAGUGGGAGGGAGGAGGAGGGGGAACUUUUCUGGCUGCUAUAAAAAUGGUGGGGUAAUGCAUCGGAAACAAAACAGCCCACCUAAUUGAAAGGAAGAGGAUGACUAGUACCAGAAGUGUUUCGUGCUAAAUUUGAUGAAACUGUUACUUGGCCUUUGAAAGCUUCUUUCAAAGACUAUUAUUGUGUUUAGAAAGAUGUAAAUUGCAAUGAGGAUAAUACCUCUAAAACUUUUAUAGUAGAGGAGGAAACUUAAACCAUGGUGACCAAUGAUAGUCUGUGUUUGUCACAGCUAAUACUAAUUUCCUACAAUUAUGGAAAAGUAAACCAUGAUCACCCUCAUUCUGAUAUUUGUUUUUUACUCACUUUACCUCAGGAAUGCUGUUGUACAUCAUCUAUAUUAUACAGAAUUUGGCAUGUUUUGACAGGUAAAUAUUUAAUAGUUAAGUGUAACUUUUAUAACUGAAGCACUCGAUAUAGAGUAAUCAAAGGUGAGGCUUGGAUUUUGAGAGAAUGAUAUCUUGCAUGUUUCUGGAUCAUGACCCUCUUGACUUGAGUUAAAGCUCUGGUUUGGAACAUAAAAUCUUGUAUAGAAUGAAAUAUUUGCAUGUCAGUUGUACUAGCCUAGUGAUAUAUCUUCUGUAAAAUAAAGAAGGAAGACCAUAGCUACUGAUGUAGAGGAGAGACAAAGCAUUUACAGAACUGCAACAGAUAUCCUGAUGACUUUGCUUUGAAGAGCAAAUAUAGAAGAAGAGAGGAAGUUGUCAAAGUUGUAGUGAAAUUUACCAGAUGAUGAUUCAGAGUAAGCAGUUGUAUGUACUGUAUAUUUACUCCUUGAUCGCUUAAGAAAAAUUUUCAUAUCACUGCCCUUCUUUAGCAAUGUGUGCACAGAAACUACCUGCUUUGAGGAGUUAAACUUACUGAGCUCAAUUCUCCACCUCCAAUCAGACACCUAAAAGACUCUCAUGAAAUAUUCAGGUUUGUGAGGGUAGGAGAAUCAGACCAUCCUAUCUCCACCUCUAACACAAAACCAAAUCAACUUUCUGCUCACCAGCUCUCACUUACCUAGGCAAUAAGAUUGGUUCAAACAUGAAAUAUAGGGAUGGACAGAAAUAGAGUUCUCUCCUUGCCAUUCUACUACUACCUGACAGGUUGUGCCUCGCAAAGCCAGAAGAGGAGAAUUGGGCAGAAUAUUUAACUCAUUGGAACUACUGUAUUAGUUUUGGUAUUUUAACAGUGUUGGCAUUUUAGUUUUUGGACAUUCUAGGGUUAAUGAUUAAUGUUAGCCUUCUUUGAGAUGCUAAUGAGUGUUUGAGACCUACAGAAAAUCUGUGGAUUAUAUAAAAUACUCACAAUUGAGACAUAGAUGUCUAGAAAAUAGUGAUAAUCUUUUAAUAUAGGGGAAGCUAUAUGAAGGGGGAGCACUGUUGUCUUUUUCUUUUGUUCCCCAAUAUAAACUUCCUAGGCACUAAGGAACGGGCAUUUUAAGAAUGCCGUAUGUAAGGAAUGAUGCCUCAUAAAUUGUAAUCAUGGAUAGUUACAAGGCAGAUCUUACUUUCUACAUAUAGAAAUGUUAGCCAGCAUAGGAAAUGAUAGAGGUUUUGAACUACUGACAAUCUCUCUUCCCCUCAAAAAGUGAAUUAAAAGAUUUUAGUACUUUCCAUGAUGUAUAUUUCCUUUGAUUAGUCAGUCAGUGUCAGUGAUUCAGAUAACUCUUGAUCUUGAAAUAAUGACAUUACAAUGGUUUCUUAUAUUUUAUAUAUCUUUUCUGAACUUGAAUUGUCAUUUUAAAGUUUUUUGACUUUGUAUACAGGAAAAGUUCGGGUAAUCCUCAAACCACCAAUUACUUGUAAUUUUGCUAUAGAUUUCAGAAGUAUUCUAUAAUGUGUGCAAUAGUUCCUCUCGCAAUUGUAGUAUCCAUUCUGCCAACACACCCAAGGGACCAUGGCCUUUUUAUAAUAGGAGACAGGUCACCUCUAGAGGCUAAACCAAAAUUUGGCAAAGGAUGUGCUACCAUGCUGAGAGAAUAUGCUUAAGUAUUAAUAAUGUGCUUAGGACUUGUUUCCUUUUGAUAAAUUAUAAUAAUGUUAUAAUUGUAAUAACUACAGUAUGUGGAGAAAGUCUUCUAGUAUCCAAAAAUUAGGAGUUUUUGAGGGAACAUUUGGAGAACAAGAAAGAGAAUUCAUGAUAAUGAAAGUUAAUUCUAUCAGCACUCAAAGGCAUAGCUUUUUCUAAUUUUUGGCUAGGUUAUUUUAUUGGGAUUAAUUAUUUGAAAUUUUAUAUUUCUAUUUCAAUAUAUAGGUAUAUGAUUUACUAUGUGAAUUGUUACACUCCCCAAACAGAUUUUCUUGCUACCGUAGCUUUGUUUGCUGUGAAGAUAACUACUCAUAAAACAAAUGUUUGUAUUAGUUUUAAUUUUUAGUUUAAAUCAUUUGUAAAUCCUGUAAUAUAUUUCUUUUGACUAAUUAUGGGGAAAAUAAUAUGAGGAUAUAGUUGGAAGGACAGUUUUUAAAAUAGCUGACUGGAGGUCAUUUUUACAGAAAAGGUAUUUUAUAUGCCUCCAAUAUUUGGGAAAGAAAUUUAGUCAAAAGUUAAUUAAUGUAGUUCAUUAAUUAAAUAUUCAGAAACUGUUCAUGUCGGAAUAAUGCACUUGAGUGAUUUUCUUAACAUAAGUUGGGGUGGGAUGGGGAGGAGUAGAAAAUGUUAUGUGCAAAUGGGUGAUGAGCUACACGUGGUUGCAUUAAUUUCUUUGACUUUAAAUUUAAUACAAUAUUACUUUAAAUUUAUGUAUACAGAGUAUUACUGUUUGAAAAGCUGCUGUUUGCUUUAAAAACUGUCAUUUUAAGUAUUUACUAUAAGUUGUGCCAACUCAUCAGAAUAUUAGCUUAAUCUUUUAAAUAUGUACUGGGUUUUAAUAAGUUUUCUUUAAAUUGCAGUGAACUUGAGAUUUAUUUAUAAACAAACUCUUCUCUUUCCUUUCCCUCAAUAAGCAGAGUGUGAAGCCAUAAUGAAAAACCAUAAGGUUAUCAACCCAGCCACACACCACAAAUACUACCAAAAUGUCUGUUUAACUUGAAAUUUGAAUCCCAAGUACUGAAAACUUGCUGUUGGCACAUCUAACCUCUAAAGUGUUCAUAUGUUGUGUGUAAUAGUGUUUUCCUUUAUUUUAAAUAUUUCAUAAUUAAAUGCUACAUUUAUCUAUAAUUUAAUAUCUUUAAACUUAUUAUACUCUAGUAUUAAUUUAGCAAAUUUAGUGUGAAUUAGAACAUGAAGGUUUUGUUUAAAAUUUUUUUGUUUUUUUGCUAUAUUAAGAUAACUGUUCUGUUAAUCAUUUUGGAGUAAUAACAGCUUUUUUGCACUAUGUAAAUAUUAGUGGGGACUCUUAAUAACCAAUAAAAUGAUUGUAGAGAUUUUGUCUUUUAUUAUAGUACACAUAGGUGUAGUUAUUCCUCAACAUCAUGAGUAUGGAAUAAAUCUGGGGAAAUUUUGGCUGUA